AUGGUUCGGGAUGGGAAGGAAAAGGCGACGAUUAGAAUUUGGAUGGAUCGGGAUUGGUGGAGAAUAAGAAGAACGACGACAACGACGAUUGAUAUUAGGAUGGAUCGGAAAGGAAGGGCGAUGGAGAAGGCAACGAUUGAAAUUGGGAUGGAUCGGGAUUGGUGGAGAAGAAGAAGGACGACUACAACAUCGAUUGAAAUUAGGAUGGUUUCGGAGGAUUGGACACGAGAAGGCGACGAUUGA
Messenger RNA from Caenorhabditis remanei, 243 nucleotides. RefSeq lists its product as uncharacterized. Lineage: Eukaryota; Metazoa; Nematoda; Chromadorea; Rhabditida; Rhabditidae. Bases 1 to 243 code for a protein of 80 amino acids. The record is from RefSeq and is a predicted model, not a curated record. The transcript has a single exon.